Ziziphus jujuba (common jujube) is the source of this 945-nucleotide messenger RNA. Its product is annotated as dirigent protein 22-like. The transcript has a single exon. Bases 239 to 925 code for a protein of 228 amino acids. The record is from RefSeq and is a predicted model, not a curated record. NCBI's taxonomy places the organism in Eukaryota, Viridiplantae, Streptophyta, Magnoliopsida, Rosales, Rhamnaceae.
CAAACUUUAACUCUUAUGCCCCUCUACCCACUCUAUUAUAUCACCACCAAAUUUCCAAAUACUAAAUCAUAUUCAUACCUUUUGAGACUUUUGUAUAGCCAAUACUCUUUAACUUAUUCUUUUCUCAUUUUCUAUUAAUCAUUACCAAACUUCAACUCUUUUGCUCCUCUACCAACUCUAUUAUAUCACCACCAAAUUUCCAAAUACUAAAUCAUAUUCAUACCUUUUGAGUUCUCUUAUGGCUAUUACUUUUUCUCCGUGCAUCCUCUUCAGCCUCUACUUCACCAUUUUCUCAAUCUUUUUGAGCAAAUCCAUUGAUGGAUUUCACACUAAGCGGUUUGUCCAAGAAACAAAAGCGACUGAUAACACAAAAACCCUCCAUUUCUACUUCCAUGACAUCCUUAGUGGCAAAAACCCAACUGCUGUGAAUAUUCUCAAACCCUCAGGUGGUUCAAUUUCUAGCUUUGGUAGCACCAUGAUGAUUGAUGAUGCACUAACUGAUGAGCAAGAUUCCAAUUCAAAUAUCAUUGGAAGAGCUCAAGGAUUUUACUCUGUGGCAUCACAAAGUGAAUUGGCAUUUCUUAUGGUCAUGACUUUUUCUUUCACGGAAGGUGAGUAUAGUGGAAGUACCCUCAGCAUUGUUGGCCGGAAUCCGGUAAUGAACGACGUGAGAGAAAUGCCGGUGGUCGGAGGCACCGGAAAGUUCCGGUUUGCCCGUGGAUAUGCCUUGGCUCAUACAGUUUGGUUUGAUGCUUCUACAGGGGAUGCCACUGUUGAGUACAAUGUUCACUUGUUGCAAGAUGGAGUUUCUUCAGUUUCAGUUUCAAGUCAGGGUUAUACUAAUACUUAUUCAUUUUUGUUUUCUCUUUUCCUUUUAAUUAUUAGUAAUUCAUGUGCUAGUUUCAUUGAGCCUUUCUCAUAUUAAAUUCUCCUUUUUUCUUUUUC